This is a messenger RNA of Sabethes cyaneus, 369 nucleotides long. Its product is annotated as chymotrypsin inhibitor Ani s 6-like. The transcript has 2 exons. NCBI's taxonomy places the organism in Eukaryota, Metazoa, Arthropoda, Insecta, Diptera, Culicidae. Bases 32 to 328 code for a protein of 98 amino acids. The record is from RefSeq and is a predicted model, not a curated record.
AGUUUCAUUCGAGUUAUUAUUCCCGAGUAAGAUGAACCACUUAUUGGCGCUGGUGCUAUUAGCACUUGUUUGUCUUGCCGCCACGUCGUGUUCAGCGACCUCGCUAGCUGGUACACCAUGUGCGACUAAGUGCUCAUCCGGGACGGAAAUUAUAACGUGCCCCACCAAUGAAGUGUUCGCGUGCUGCACAGAAUGCGAGCAGUUAACCUGCGAAAAACGUGUCAGUGACAUUCAGUGCUUCCGUUGCCCGGAUGAGUGUGUCUGUAAGGAAGGAUAUAUUCGUUUAAAGGAAGGUUCACACUGUGUGAAGAUCGAAGAAUGUCCCUAACCGGAAGAUAAUACCUAAAUAAAAAGCGUUGAAUAAAAGAA